AUGACACGCGGUGGUGAGCUGGUCGAGCCUGAAAAGCGGCGCAGCGUCCGGCGCGCGUGUCCGGCGUCCGGCGUGCCUCGUCCGGCGUCCGGCGCGGCGUGUCCGGCGGCCGGUGCCGUGGGCGGCCGCUGUGGGCGUGCAGGCGCUGCACCGCCCCGCCCCCCGCGCCCCACGCUGUUUAUUCUCGGCCCGACUGGCGGGGCGCCAGUCGCCCGCGUGACGCGCAACGGUACGCACGCGUGCGUCAGAUGCAAAACACAAAUCAAAACACUGAGAAAAAAUAUUUUUAAGAACGUUCCAACAUUUCAAACCAAGUACUUAAUGAGAAGCACGCGUCGAGAAAACUACAACCGAAAAAGAGAUUUCGUUCAAGCACCGGUAGUGUUCGGCGCGAAAGUGGCGGCCGCGGUGGGCGCGCGCUUGGAAUGCGCGGGAGUGGACACGUUUAGUACGCGCGCACGCCCCGACACAGUGCCGCCCUCAGAACACCCGGCCAUGGCGACCGAGACUGGCGGCGCCGCGGCCGGCGGCGAGCAGCAGUACUCGCUGAGGUGGAACGACUUCCACUCGGCGAUGGUGUCCUCCUUCAGGCGCCUGCGCGACGAAGAAGACUUCGUCGAUGUCACGCUAGCCUGCGCCGGCGCCACCUUCACAGCACACAAGGUGGUGUUAUCAGCAUGUAGUCCGUACUUCAGAAAACUGUUGAAAGCGAACCCUUGCCAGCACCCCAUCGUCAUCCUUAGGGAUGUUCAUGACAAAGAUAUGGAGAGCUUACUAAGGUUUAUGUAUCAAGGCGAAGUACAUAUUGGGCAGGAACAGUUAAAAGAAUUCCUAAGAGCCGCUCAGUUAUUGCAAGUGAGAGGACUAACAGACGUGCCUGCGCCUGCGCCAGUACCUACUCUGGAUCAGAAGGCUUCGCCGCAAUCUGUAUCGUCUUGGACGGAGACCGGUAGCGGAGGCUCACGAGAAGGACGAGAUCCCCAACAGCGCGAAGGCAGAAGAUCACGAAGACCUGAAGAGGGUUCGAACAACACCCCGCCUCCUAAGCGUGCCAGAUCGUCGGACUUAUAUCAAGCGCAAAUGAAAACCAGGACGGAACAACUACUAGCAGCCACGGGCGGUAGUCCGGAGCGAUUAGGAACCAAUGGCCACGAACUGUCAUUAUUCAGUCAAGCUUUAGACGGUGCACAAGGAGUACACAUGACUGGAGUUUCCAAUAAUUUGUCAGGAGACGGUGAGGAGUCUUCAUCGGACGCGGGAGUAAGUGACACAGAAACGGAGCCGCGCGCGAAACAAGAGCCGUUGGACUACGACGACCCGGCGACAAUGGCCAACACCAACGGCGCACUGCCCCACAGCUUCCCAGGACUACUCAACCUGCCAGGUUUCCCGGGACUGCCGGGACCUUCAGGAAUGCCUGAUAACUAUGGUGGUUGCCGAAGGACGCAGGACCUACUCCGUGUGCGAGCUACCGAUCCGAGGCCGUGUCCCAAGUGCGGCAAGAUCUACCGCUCAGCUCACACGCUCCGCACGCAUCUUGAAGACAAGCACACCGUAUGCCCUGGGUAUCGCUGCGUGUUGUGUGGCACAGUGGCAAAGUCGCGCAACUCCUUACACUCACACAUGUCCCGACAACACAGAGGAAUCUCCACCAAGGACCUGCCCGUGCUACAGAUGCCCACGCGAUUCGACCCCGAGCUGGCCAGUCAAUUACUAGCGAAAGCAGGAGUAAAAGUUUCACCAGAACAGUUGAGGUCUCGCGCUUCGCCAACCGGACCAAGGCGGUCGGAUAUAAAGCUGGACGCAAAGUCUGCAGCCUCAGAGAGCAGCUCAAUAUGCGGAGACAACGACAACGACGACCUUAGCCAGUCCCGCUAUCAGGACAACGUGCCGGUAUCGCCUCCACAUAUAAACAACCUGGCGAACACAACGAUCACCAAGGUGCCGGCGGUGCGCGCGGUAACUGCUAAGGCAGUGGAGAGCCUGCCGCAUUCGCUGACAGCACUCAAGCAUGACGACUAUCCACCGCCCUACGGCAACUCUGCCAUACUCGACACCUAUAUGCAGUACUUCGGGGAGAACCUGUUCGGUCUGAACGCUGCACAACUCGCACAAAUGACAGCUCGAAACAUGGACAGGAAGACGUACGACGAGCCUUCGCCGCAAAUGGGAUCACUUCCGCCUACGCACACGCACACGCUCGCACACCAGCGCUUCCUCAAGCAGAUGCAGCGGCAGUACAGCGACGGCGUCAAUAAACCUGACAUCACGCGCAACUCCGACGAACCUUUAGACUUGGGCAAAGAGAGGCAACGCACUGACAGCCUCGGAGACCCCGAACCUGAGAGAGGCGACCACGCAGACAAGGACAGCAACACGAAAGAGUUCAACGACCCCAUCCGUAAAAGCGCCGUCAGCCCCGAAGACCGCGACCACAGCGGCCACGACGACGCCGACUACUCCGAGGACGAACACAAGAACGCCUCAUGA
Chilo suppressalis (striped riceborer) is the source of this 2490-nucleotide messenger RNA. The record is from the annotation of a GenBank genome assembly. Lineage: Eukaryota; Metazoa; Arthropoda; Insecta; Lepidoptera; Crambidae.